Molecule: messenger RNA, 5101 nt
Organism: Saccostrea echinata
Lineage: Eukaryota; Metazoa; Mollusca; Bivalvia; Ostreida; Ostreidae
Product: cyclin-T2-like
Exons: 10
Coding region: 50-2647 (865 amino acids)
Biological process (GO): regulation of transcription by RNA polymerase II; positive regulation of DNA-templated transcription, elongation
Cellular component (GO): cyclin/CDK positive transcription elongation factor complex; nucleus
Molecular function (GO): cyclin-dependent protein serine/threonine kinase activator activity
Source: RefSeq, a predicted model, not a curated record
UCGAUACUAUUGCGCUUGCGCACUAGUGGGUCUCUCGGUGCAUGGUUAAAUGGCGGGGGAGCGAUGGAUUUUCACCAAUUCGCAACUUGUAAACACCCCCAGCCGAAAAUGUGGGAUAGACAGCGACAAAGAACUUACGUAUAGACAGCAAGCUGCCAACCUUAUUCAAGACAUGGGCCAAAAACUUCAAGUUAACCAACUAUGUAUCAAUACAGCUAUCGUUUACAUGCACCGCUUCUACAUGUUCCAUUCAUUUACAAUUUUUCAUCGAAAUAGUAUGGCUGCCGCAUGUUUAUUUUUAGCUGCAAAAGUGGAGGAACAGCCCCGCAAACUGGAGCAUGUCAUCAAAAUGGUGCAGAAGUGCCUGAAUCAGGAUGCUCUGGACACAAACAGUGAUUACUACAUGGAGCAAACUCAUCAGCUGGUCACCAAUGAAAACAUCUUGCUUCAAACUUUAGGUUUUGACUUGUCAAUAGAACAUCCCCAUACCAAUGUUGUGAAAACAUGUCAGUUAGUGAAAGCACCAAAGGACUUAGCCCAGACUUCCUACUUCUUGGCAACAAACAGCUUACACUUGACCACUCUCUGUCUGCAGUACAAACCAACAGUGGUGUCCUGUGUCUGUGUAGAGCUGGCUUGUAAAUGGUCCAAUUGGGAGAUUCCUACAUCCAAUCAAGGUCGUCCCUGGUAUUACUAUGUUGACCAAUCUGUAACUCCAGAGCUCUUAACAGAAUUAACUCAGGACUUUCUUAACAUUCUGGAUAAAUGUCCAAGCAAAUUGAAAAAGAGGAUAAUGACAUGGAAGUCUGGUGAGAAGGACAAAAAGGAGAGAGAUGAAGUAAAUGUGUCUCAGAAAUCUCGUGGAACGUCGGCACCUUCAGCGGCUCUAGGAAGUAACCCACAAAGCCAUAAAAGCUCAAAACCUCAUCAUCAUUCUCAUCCAGGUCAUGACAAACAGCCAGAGAAGUCGCAAGGCAGACACACCUCCUCAAUGGACAUUUCAAAGUCAGAACCCAAAGUUAAAACAAUCAAGACAGAACCAACUAGUCAGACCGUAGGUCAUUCUCAUGGUAAAAACGUGUUUGAUGCCAUAUCAGGUGAUGCGUCGUUGAAUGUUGAUGUGAGGGAGUCUCCAUCAUCACUUCUGUCUCAGUCAACCAGUGAUACCUCAACACCAACUGUACAGAAGACGUCACUUGCAGAGUACAAGGAACGGAAAGAACGAGAAAGACAGGCAGCUAUAAGUAAAAGUGCUAGUAGUCUACCAAAUGUGGAUAAAAAACACUCGUUAAACAAAGACAUUUCGCACAGGAGUGUGUCUUCAUUAGAAAGUGAUGCAGCAAGAAAAAUGCACACACCUGAUGUUGACAAAAGCAGAAAGUCACACCAUGAUAAACAUUCAAACAAACAUGUUGAGUCUGUAAAAGGGUUUAGUACAAAGACAUACAUUAAAACUGAACCUGGACUAGAUGUUCCCUUACAAAACUAUGAUUCCAGGCUAAAAUUAGAGUUGAAUAUUGACAGUAAUAUGAAUGCAGAUUUAACUAGAGUGCUUGAAGUAAAACAGAAAGUUAAAAAAGAGAGCAGCACACCUGAUAAAGUUGACCUCUAUAAAAGCAGAAUCAAAUCUGAACUAACAGGAGAUGAAUCAAGACAAAGUGUUGAAUCUAUUUCGAAAGACUCUCCUCUUGUCUCUGAGCCUAACAGAAGCUCUGAUUUGAAAAUGAAAAUAAAAACAGAAGGAAAUUAUUCUCAAGCAGGAUCAUCCCCACUAAAACUGAAAAUUAAAACUCCUCACCCACCCAAAGAGAAACACAGUGGUACCCCAACGUCUCAUGAAGGACAAAAAGUGCCUCCAAUGAAACUUUCUAAACAUCCCUCUCGCAUGGGGUCAGGGGAUGAACACUCUAAGCAUAAAGAGGGUCACCAUCACAAAUCGCACAAGUCAAAACAUUCUCACUCCCACUCUCAUUCUAGUUCAGGGACCAAUGGUAAGUCUGAUCUUAAACUUCGUAUCAGCUUGCCAAAGCAUGCGGGAGAUGGGGACAAAAAUGUGGAGAAGGUGAAAAUGGAAUCAAAGAAAACAUAUGAGAGUAGUCCUCUCGUUAACAGUAAUAAUUCCUCCAGAAAGAGGCCGUUAAGUCCUACAGGGAUUUUAGAAAACAGUGAUUCACAGCAACAGCAGCGAAACAAAAUGCAGAGAGCAGAAAGCAUGAGACGUUCAUCUUCAAGCCUCUCAAAUCAUUCUGUUGUCAGCAUGGAAUUGUGUGAUAUAGGAAGUGAUUCAUUGGUAUCGGAAAACGACUUCAGUGUCUUACAGUCUCCCAUAGCAACAAAUGUUGCUGUUCAAAAGCAACUUGACACACUUUCCCAAGUUAUAGAAUCCAAAAAAGCUAUGCUAGGCAGUGCUUCUCGUAUCAACCCCCCUCUACCGCCACCUCUGCCUCCACCCCCUCCCCCACAGCCCAGUCAGUACAUACCUCCACCACCUCCACCAGUUCAAGCUUUUCCGUUUUCUUCAGCAAGUCAGCAGUAUGGAUAUGAACCUUUAUCUGACCUAAGUGAUUUAGAUUUUCUAGCAGAUGAUGCUAUUCCUCCUCUGCCAGGGGAACAGCCCCCUUCAAAACCCCCACUCCCUCCUUACUGACUCAUCUAGAUCUCUGUGAAAUGUACAGGUACAUUUUCACACACACAAAAAUAAUUUCUCCAUUUAAGGAUAUGCAUUGUAAUUCAUGUACAUGUAAUAUGGCUCAAAAUAAAAUGUAAGUUAAUAGCCCAUGUCAUUUAUUGGAAUGGAUGUACAUAUAUACUUUGUGAACUAUUUACAUUGAUUGUAAAUCUUGCAAUGAGUAAGAGAAAAUGCUAUUGAAUGUGUAUUUUGAGAAGUUGAGAUAUUUUAUACUGUUGGUUGGUGCACACAAUUUGCUAGUGUUAUUUGUUUCUAUAUAUAGAAAUAAUUAUAAUAAACUUUUAUAUAUAUAUAUAAUGCAUGUACCUUAUUCUGCACAAAGAGAAAGAACCUAUUAGUAAGAAAAUUGAAGCUGCCCAAUAUGUGUACUGUAAGCUACUUGAAGUAUUGCAUCUUAGAUUUCUUCCUCGAUUCAAUUUGCCCCUUUAUUCAAUAACAUAAUUUUGCGUCAAAAUAAUUCAUGUACAUAUAUUAUCUUUGUUAACUUAAUAGACUCCUUUCAGUAUAUCAACUUUAAAAAAAAAAUGAAAAUGAUGUGGUUGUUUUACAAGUCUGCAUUCUCAUCAUGUUUUGACCAGUUCAGUAUUUUGCAUGCCUCAGUUGCUGACAAACCAUUAACUUUCAUUAAUUGCCAUGGCCAUCUGUCUCCCAGACUUUUACGUGUGUUUAAUAUUCAAAUUUUUUAAGCUCUAAUUAAAUCAUUAAUUUGUGUAAGCUUAAUAUAUUUUGAGUCGAAGCCAUGAAUUCUAAAUGUUGUAUAAGUAAAUAAACCACUUAUCCUCAAUAUCUUUAUAGAUAUAACAAUUUUAUGUAUGAAGAUUUCCAAUUUGUCCUUAAUAUUCUGAUAGAGAUAUAAAAAUUUUAAGCAAUUUUAUCCUUAUGAAGUAAAUUUAGCCAAUGUUAGUGGUAUUGUAUUUCACAGCUUAUUUCAUGUGUAUUUUCGAAAAAAAAAAAUUAGCAUUUAUAUUGAUUCUAACUUGCAAACAGUCGAUUGGAUAUUAUGAAACUGUUUUUCUUGUGUAUUCAACAUGUUCAAUAUGAACCCUAUUUUCAUUAAAAGAUGUAGGUUUAACAAACUCUGGAUUUGGAGGAGAGGUAAUGUCAGUUCAUUAUAGAUACAGUGUAUGAAAGCAAAUUAAUAUCAGCCAAAAUUAACAAUAAAUAACUGAAUCUUGUGAUUUAAGAUACUGUGAACUUGGAUAAAUUGACACCAUGGAAACUGAUAAAAUUGACAAUUUCUUAUCAUUUAAUCAAAAACAGUCCGAGAAGCAAGAAAUACAUGCAAAAACCUGCUUCACUGGGCAUAUUUUUGUAUGAGGCAGUAUUAGGUAAACCAGAUUGUAAAUAGCAGUUUUUAUUGACUGGUUUCAGCAUUGAAACAUUUAACCCAAACUUAAUAUUUGUCCAGCCUUUUCACUGGCCUUUUGCAGCAGAAAUGAAGAGAUUGUCACGUUUCUACUCGCCAGUGUAAACAUGUUUACAGUUCUUGUAUUUGAUAUCAGCUUGUACAUAUCAACCUUCAAAAAGUAAUCAUUUGAGUGAUGUUGGGGUCAUUUCAUACACAUCUUUGAGAAGUGCACAAUGGUUCAGUAAUAAUGAAAAUCUAAACAGUAUUAAUUCUUAAAAAAUUGUAUGAAGUUCAUUCUGUGUUAAAUGUACACAUACUAAAAUACAUAAUACAAAUAAUGCUGCAGUUGAUUGUAUUAUUUCAAGUGCUCUCUUAAUAUGCUAUGUACAUUAGAUACUUUAAAGUGAAGAUAUGGCAGAAAACGUUAGUAUAUUCACAACUUCUGGGGCUAGAUUUUCUGAUUUUCAUUUUAUAGGUACACUGUAAUACUGAGUUGAUGUUUAGUCUUUGUCAUUUUGCAAGAUUAUGAGUACUGUAACUGGGGGGGAGGGGUUCAGCAGAUGUAUAAUAUAAUUUCACUUCCUCACAGGUAUAACACAUAACCAUCUAAAGCAGCGAGAUUCCCAAACAAAUGCUUAUAUUGUUGUUAAUUUGUUUAUCAUAUUGGGAAUAUAUUUUGUAGUGACUGACUGAAGUUUUUGUAAUUUUUAGAAAUCACAAGCUGAUGGUGUUCAUUUUUCUUUUGUUUUGUACUCCUUGACAAAAUCAUGUGAUGUUGAGGCAUUGUAUAAAUGCAUUCUUUGUGAGUUCCAUCUCAGGUUUCUGUGUGUUUAUUUAUAUCAGUUGACUUAUUUUUUUGGCAAAUGUGGUAGAUGUUUGUUGCAUUGAUGAAAAAUUAUGCAUAUGAAUGAUUACUUUUGAUAGUAUACAGUUUGUUUGCCAUAAAAUGUGAAUAAUCACAAAUAUUGUCCAUAUUUUUUAAACACAAGAAAUACUAGUUCAUAUUAAAACACAUAUUGUAUAUUUCUUUGUUAUUCAUUUAAAUGAAAUCAGAUGACAAUACA